GUGGAUAUCAAGCCAAGUGCAAUAUUCUUGCCGAAAACAAGCAUCCCCAACUCUGAAUCCAGCUCAGAUAUUUUGGCCCUUGUUCAUCAGGCCCGGCAUUCAGGCCGUCUGUCGGACAUUGUGGUGAUUUGUGUCCCGAGUCUUGUGGUCACCAGCACUAUGACCAAACCGAUGAGUUUUGUCCAGGAGCUGCCCGUUACUUCUAUACAGGGGUCUCUUAUAG
Candidula unifasciata is the source of this 223-nucleotide messenger RNA. The record is from the annotation of a GenBank genome assembly. NCBI's taxonomy places the organism in Eukaryota, Metazoa, Mollusca, Gastropoda, Stylommatophora, Geomitridae.